UCGCCCCCAAUCCUCCCUCCCCACAACGGCACUAGCCCAUCUACGCCAAACGGAAAAAGAAAAAAAAAAUCGCAGCUAGGCCUCUCCCGAAUCUUCUGGAACCUUCUCGAACCAGGAGGCGGAGGAGGAGCUGCUGCUGCCGCGGCUGCCAAUGCCGGUGGCGGGGAUCAGGAGGAGGAGGAGGAGGAGGGGGCGGUGGAUGUAGGGUGGGGGAGCGAUGGCGAGGUCGAGGCCUAGGGUUUGGCUCCUGGCGGGGUGCAGCGCCGUGCUGCUGUGGGCCUUCGUCGGGCAGCUCGUGGCCGUCGGACGCCUCCUCGCCUUGUUCGGCCUCGCCGGCGACGCGGAGCCCUCGCCUCCGCCCACCGCGCUUCCGCCUCGAAGAGUCUAUAAGAGUAAUGGUUAUCUGAAGGUAUCUUGCAAUGGGGGUUUGAAUCAGAUGCGUUCAGAGAUAUGUGACAUGGUGGCGGUUGCUCGCUUGCUAAACCUUACAAUGGUUGUCCCAGAACUAGACAAGAGGUCAUUCUGGGCUGAUCAAAGCAAUUUUGAAGAUAUAUUUGAUGUUAAACAUUUCAUUGACACAUUAAGAGAUGAAGUGCACAUUGUUAAACAGCUUCCGAAGAGGUUUGGUCCAGAGGAUUCAAACAAUAUACUUAAUAUGCCACCUGUGAGCUGGUCUGAUGAAAAAUAUUACUUGCAUCAGAUCUUACCAUUAUUCAGCAAAUAUAGCGUCAUCCAUUUUAACAAGACGGAUGCUCGGUUAGCAAACAAUGGUAUCAGUACACAGCUUCAACUACUUAGGUGCCGUGUUAAUUUUCAUGCACUGAAGUUCACCCCUCAAAUUGAGGCCUUGGGGAAUAAACUGGUGCAGAAACUUCAGGCCAAGGGAUCAUUUGCAGCCUUGCAUUUACGCUAUGAGAUGGACAUGCUGGCCUUUUCUGGUUGCAAUCAUGGUCUUUCUCAAGAAGAAGCUGAAGAGCUCAAAAGAAUGAGAUAUGCUUAUCCAUGGUGGAGAGAAAAGGAAAUUGAUUCACAAGCUAAGAGAUUGCAAGGGCUAUGCCCACUUACACCUGAGGAGACAUCUUUUAUUCUGAAAGCUCUGGGAUUUCAGAAGGACACUCUCAUAUACAUUGCUGCCGGUGAAAUUUAUGGGGGAGAAAAAAGAUUAGAACCAUUACAAGCUGCAUUUCCAAAACUUGUAAGAAAGGAGACGCUGCUAGACUUGGAAGCUCUACGACAAUUCCAGAACCAUUCUUCUCAGAUGGCUGCACUUGACUUCAUUGUAUCCACAGCCAGUGAUAUUUUCAUUCCUACUUAUGAUGGUAACAUGGCAAAACUUGUUGAAGGUCACCGGAGGUUCCUGGGUUUCAGGAGAAGUGUGCUACUAGACCGACAGAAAUUGGUUGGAUUUAUAGAUCUGUACAACAAUAAGACAAUCUCUUGGAACAAUUUUGCAUCUUCUGUCCAGGAAACUCAUAGAAAUCGUGUAGUUCAACCGUCCUGUCGGCAGAAACUUGAAAAUAAGCCAAAAGAAGAGGAUUACUUUUAUGCUAACCCACACGAAUGCCUGGCCAAUUCAAGAUUUUGCAGCCGAACCAAGGAUGCAAUCAGUGUAAGGUGAGCGUCAAGUCAAGUUGUAACCUCACCGAGCCAAGUUAUUAUGGCGACGUGCAGUGGACUGAAGCCAGCAGCACAGCAGGCAGAGUCCAUCUUGAUCGUUUAACCGGUUUUCCUGAUCUCCUGUUGUAUAGGUCAGCCUUUUCGCUUUGCGAUUGAUUGAUUCAUUUUUCACUUGCCGAAUGCAGAAUAUGAAUGCCCUUCUAAAGCAUGUAAAUUGGGCUGGUUGUUUACUGUUCGUGUUCAUGACAAUCAAUUAAUUCAUGAUGAUAGCCAAAGCAAAAUACAUGCUUUUCUAUGAAAAAAAAAUUCGCAAGUGUUGAUUUUUUUUUUUUGCCCCCUGACCAUUUUGGUAGUACUAUAUUUUCAACUGUCACAUUACCCAAUACUCCAGUGCGGAGCAUAUGUUUGUUACUGGGGCAAAAAGUAGUACUCUAAAAAUGCAUAUAUUUGUGGAUAAAUUUCAAAUGCUAGAAGUGUAAAUCAUUAUAGGAUUUGCUAAAGAACGAUAUUUAUUAUGAACAAUUUCGUGAGCACGGUAGUAUCACAUGACACUGAGAAUAUGUAGUAUAUCUUCGCGGACAGUGAGAAAAACGGUCGCCCUCCACGUUUUCUUCUUCCUUCAAUUUCUCCAAUAUAACGUACAGCUUGGCACAUAUCUGUACAAACCGCGGUACUGGUAAACAAAAACAACGUACACAGCAUACUACUUUAGGAUCCUCAUGCUGGUACAGCCACA
Messenger RNA from Oryza sativa Japonica Group (Japanese rice), 2353 nucleotides. RefSeq names its product rhamnogalacturonan I rhamnosyltransferase 1. Gene Ontology annotation, cellular component: cytoplasm; chloroplast. The record is from RefSeq and is a predicted model, not a curated record. NCBI's taxonomy places the organism in Eukaryota, Viridiplantae, Streptophyta, Magnoliopsida, Poales, Poaceae.